Molecule: messenger RNA, 291 nt
Organism: Acanthisitta chloris (rifleman)
Lineage: Eukaryota; Metazoa; Chordata; Aves; Passeriformes; Acanthisittidae
Gene: BAX
Product: BCL2-associated X protein
Exons: 3
Biological process (GO): mitochondrial fusion; positive regulation of apoptotic process; intrinsic apoptotic signaling pathway in response to DNA damage
Cellular component (GO): mitochondrial outer membrane
Molecular function (GO): protein heterodimerization activity; protein homodimerization activity; channel activity
Source: RefSeq, a predicted model, not a curated record
AUGAUUGAGCAGGUGGGGUGUGACGCCCCCAAAAAACUGUUCUUCCGUGUGGCCAAGGAGAUGUUCGCUGAUGGCACUUUCAACUGGGGCCGUGUCGUUGCUCUCUUCUACUUCGCCUGCAAACUGGUGCUGAAGGCACUGUGCACCAAGGUCCCGGAGCUCGUCCAGACCAUCCUGGGCUGGACCAUGGAGUACCUGCGGGAGCACGUGCUGGCCUGGAUCCAGGCCCAGGGCGGAUGGGAAGGACCCCUCUCCCACUUUGGGACCCCGACCUGGCAGACUAUCACCAUC